UGCUCACAUGCUUUAAAUGCCGAGGACGGUUCUGGGAAAAUCAAAAUUUCCUUGUAUUCAUAUCUUUCGGCAGUUGAACUGAGUGAACAUACAUUUUGCAACAUGAUUAAGAUGUUCUGAUUCAAUCUUUAUGGAAGAUAAAAAUAAAACGAAGGAAACUCCUUCAGAAAGCGAAAAAGCGGAUGACAACGCCGCCGAUUUAAGCGACGAACGCACUUCUAUUGCAAAUGCAUCGCUGAACGCUGAAUCUAACUCAAGCAGCAGUAGCAGCAGUAGCAGUAGCAGUAGCAGAAGUAGCAGCGAAGAAAUUGUUUAUCCGGGAGAGGGAUCUGAUGAUUCCUGGGCUAAUGAACACAAUGAAAACAGAAGUAAUGAUGGGCAAAACAACUCGAGACAUUGUGAUAGUGAAGCAAAAUUUGAAAAAGCCACCCAUACUGAAGAAGGCGAUCUAAUUGCUAAUGGUGGUGGAACAAAGCGUAAAAGAGAUAGUGACGGUGAAGCGAAACAUCAAAAAGUUAACAAUGGUGAAGAAAACAGUAAAGACGCAGGUGAUGAUGAAGAAAAAAAUACUCAAGUAAGCAACGGUGGAACAAAGCGUAAAAAGGCUAGCGAUUGUGGAGAAAAGCUUGAAAGAGCUAGUGAUGGAGAAGAUAACACGAUAGCCAGCGAUUCACGAGAAAAACGUAAAAAAGCUGAUAAUGGUAGAGAAAAUAACAUAGAAAUUAGCGAUAUGAUGAAAAACAUAACAAGGUAAGGAUAAUGGAGGAAAAAACAACAAUGAAAGCUGAUUGAUCCGGAACAAAGCGUAGAAAUGGUGAUGAUGGAAAGAUAAUAGAA
This is a messenger RNA of Xenia sp. Carnegie-2017, 837 nucleotides long. Its product is annotated as suppressor protein SRP40-like. Lineage: Eukaryota; Metazoa; Cnidaria; Anthozoa; Malacalcyonacea; Xeniidae. Bases 131 to 754 code for a protein of 207 amino acids. The record is from RefSeq and is a predicted model, not a curated record. The transcript has 2 exons.